AUGAAACCAUCGGAUUUGCUGCAAUUAACGGAAAGGAUAAAAUUCAAAAUUCCUUUACCGCCCGGCGUUAGCACAACAACACUAAUACCUAAGUUAAUACGCACGAAGGAUGUCAAACAGUUGCAGGAUGGUAAUGCGCAGCCGACAAAGCCGAAACUAACGAAAUGCCUCGACACCCUCGACUUAACAUCGCUGGGAGUUGGCUCAUGCUGUGGCACUGGUAUGUACCUGGUCGCAGGUAUGGUGGCGAAAAAUCUCGCUGGACCCGGAGUGAUAAUUAGUUUCAUCAUCGCAGCGAUAGCAAGCAUUUUCUCAGGUGCCUGCUAUGCGGAAUUCGGUGUACGCGUGCCACAUACUUCCGGCUCAGCUUAUAUGUACUCCUAUGUGGCGGUGGGCGAGUUUGUAGCGUUUAUUAUUGGUUGGAAUAUGAUAUUGGAGUAUUUAAUAGGAACAAGUGCCUGCGCGUGUGCUUUGAGCUCUAGUUUUGAUUCACUAACCGGUGGUGCCAUAGCGAAUGCGAUUGGCGAUACAAUCGGCACCAUAUUUGGUAAGCCACCUGAUUUUAUAGCUUUUGGCAUCGCUUUGAUUAUGACUUGUGUGCUGGCAAUGGGAGCGAGUAAAUCGGUGAUAUUCAAUCAUAUAUUGAAUGCAGUAAAUCUGGCGACUUGGGUAUUCGUGAUGGCUGCCGGUUUAUUUUAUGUUGAUAGCAGCACUUGGACAGAACAUCAAGGCUUCCUGCCAUACGGUUGGGGUGGUGUAUUUUCCGGUGCAGCGACUUGUUUUUAUGCUUUUAUCGGUUUCGAUAUUAUAGCUACCACCGGUGAGGAGGCACACAGUCCACAAAAGAGCAUACCGAAAGCUAUUGUGGGUUCGCUGGUGAUUGUUUUGUUUGCGUAUGUGAGCGUUAGCUUAGUGUUAACCCUAGUUGUGCCCUUCGAUCAUAUUAGUCCUGGCGCGGCAUUGGUUCAGAUGUGGUCUUAUGUAGGUGCACCCAAAUGUCGCGCAAUAGUCGCAGUGGGUGCCACUGCAGGUCUCUCCGUUGCUAUGUUCGGCUCGAUGUUUCCAAUGCCGCGUGUGAUUUAUGCAAUGGCACAAGAUGGACUUAUAUUCAGACAACUCUCGCAGCUGUGGCAGCGCACUAAUGUGCCCGGUUUGGCAACCAUUGGCAGUGGUGUUGCAGCUGCACUGGUUGCGCUUACCGUGCGCUUGGAAAUUCUCGUCGAAAUGAUGUCCAUUGGCACACUGCUCGCCUACACGCUAGUCUCCACCUGUGUACUGGUGUUACGAUAUCAGCCGCACAGCACAUCGCUGGUUGAGUUGCUGCCAGCGCAGUUGCGUACACCACUGGCACCGGGCACAGCAACAGAUCCGAGCGCUACCACCGCUGAGGUGUUGCCAGCGAACAAAUUAACAAUAAAACGGGUAACACGUGGAAUGUCCGAUUCGGAUGAUUCCUUUAUCGACGAGAGUCCGGAGGGUUAUUUGGGGCGUGAUGACCAAUUUCUUGUGUCCGAUCGUUCGGAAAAUAAAUUUUACGGCAGCGUACAUGGCGCCCCUACCGGACCGACUGGUCAGGCAACCGCUUUCGAUACAAUGGGCUUAAAUUUUGUAUCACGUAAAAUACAUGAUUAUGCGUAUUUGUGUCCCGGCUUCUUUCCAUGGAUUAAUCCCGGUCAGGCUACAGCGGAAAGUGGCAUGUAUGUCACCAAACUUGUUGGAAUCAUGUUCGGUCUCAUAUUCUUCUUGGAUCUGUUUGCUGCCAUUGGCUGGUCCGGUGGCCUUGCCGCAUUCAUUUAUUUCAUUUUGUUUAUUGGCAUAUUUGUGAUACUAUUAAUUAUAUCAAGACAACCACAAAAUAGAUACGCGCUCGCAUUCCUUACGCCGGGACUUCCAUUUAUACCUGCAAUUGCCAUAACCGUUAAUAUUUAUUUAAUAUUUAAAUUAAGCAUACUCACAUUAGUUAGAUUUACUAUCUGGAUGACAUUGGGCUUCAUCAUGUACUUCUACUAUGGCAUUACGCACAGUACACUCGAGCAGACGACUGAUGAGAUAGAACUGCAUGUCGAUAAAGAUUAUAGUAAAAAUGUCGAAGAGAAAGCCGUGUGGGAUCAACCCACAUAUAUGAAUCAAAGCAAUGAGCCUGUAUGGGCUACUAAGGACACGCGAGCAAAACAAACAGCAACCACAAAACGUUCCAAUACAAGUUAUUCCAAAGCAACAGAAAGCAAUUCCACUAAACAACAAAAACAACAGCAAACGAAAAAUUCCACAAGUACAAGAAAUACAACAACAACAGCGAAUUCCACAGCAACAGCAGCAACAACGGAUGGUAAAUUUAGCAUGUUUAUCGAUGAGACGCAAUUUCCAACGUGGGAUGAUUAAAAGUAACAGAGAUUAAAAACCAAACAUACAUACAUAAUAAACAAAACUCCAUGUAAACGAAAAACAAAGCAAACAAAAGCGUAUUAAGUAGUUGAAACAAGGUGAAAUGCACUUAGGUAUGUAUUAUACACGCGUAAAUAUAAUGGAAGAAAUAAAAAAU
Ceratitis capitata (Mediterranean fruit fly) is the source of this 2542-nucleotide messenger RNA. Its product is annotated as cationic amino acid transporter 2. The transcript is spliced from 13 exons. Gene Ontology annotation, biological process: amino acid transport; transmembrane transport. The record is from RefSeq and is a predicted model, not a curated record. Gene Ontology annotation, cellular component: plasma membrane. NCBI's taxonomy places the organism in Eukaryota, Metazoa, Arthropoda, Insecta, Diptera, Tephritidae. The coding region runs from base 1 to 2382 and encodes 793 amino acids. Gene Ontology annotation, molecular function: amino acid transmembrane transporter activity.